AUGGCGACCGAGCUCGUAGAUUUAAGCAAAGGCUGCCUCGCAACCGCGGAGUGCACAGGAACUUCACACGAGAGCUUUGGAGGGGGUAGUCUGGACCGUGUAUAUAUAAUCUCCCACCCAGCAUUGACUCCGCACUUCAUCACUGGCACAGACAGGGUAUUGUAUCAAGCAGCACUAUGGAUGAAACCAUCGGCAUUAAAACAGAGAUGCCGCCGCAUACAUUUCAACGCCCAUGGUCUCGACUACAGGCCUUUACCCCCGGAGGAUGGCCGAUUCGUGCCUUCCUCAGCGGGAAGAAAGAAGAGGGACGUCGCAGCUGGAACGCUGACUGGUGCGGAAGAACGUUUCCUUCGGGAAGCUGUUUACAAGGUGCUGAGUGACCUGGAUGACGCUGGCUGCACGGCCUUGGCCCUGUGUGAAGCCUCCAGGACCCCGCCUGAGAAGAGGACACCCGGGCACACGGCCGUCAUUGAGAUCCUCAGCCCUCAGACAGGCGCCCCAGUAGCCUGGACGGACAUAAACAAGCCUAAAUCAAAGUACCAGUACGCAGCCUUCAUUGGUAUAUGGGCGGGGCUUACAUCGGCAGCCAACCAAUGCAGUGUUGCAUUCCCGACAUGCCCCCUCCCGUCCUAUGACGUCAUCAAGGCACUGACCAACAAAGAACUGCCGUGUGGAAGUCCUCUCAGCAGCAAAUUUUUCGUCAAAGUAUAAUCGUUAUCGUUGUAGAGUGAAAAUAUUUUGUAGUAGUAAGGGGAAACCCGAUGUCGUUUCAUAUGAAUGUUUGUGCAUUAAUUGUAUUUUAAUCUGUAUUUUGCAUAGAUUACACGUUUUUUUAUUAUCAUUAUUUCUUCUUUUUGAAAGCCUAUAUACAAAUAGAAUUACAUUACAGAAAUGAAUGUCGUUGCAGUCAUAUCUGUUGCGAGAUUGUACUUUUGAAAUUAUAGAUUAAUAUUUAUAAAUAUGCAUUUUUUUUUUGUUGUUAUAUA
Messenger RNA from Penaeus monodon (black tiger shrimp), 986 nucleotides. RefSeq lists its product as uncharacterized. NCBI's taxonomy places the organism in Eukaryota, Metazoa, Arthropoda, Malacostraca, Decapoda, Penaeidae. The transcript has 5 exons. The record is from RefSeq and is a predicted model, not a curated record. The coding region runs from base 1 to 711 and encodes 236 amino acids.